AUGCAUUACCGAGUAUACGGAAUUCUUUUAACAACUCCCAGUACUGACCGUAGGGAUGAUGGCACUGGUUUGGAGCGGGCCAGGACGCCUGCUGUGGAGGACACAGUGCAGAAAGUCUCUGAGGUGCAGAAGGAAAAGUCGGAAACUGGACACAUAACUAAACCCGACUGUCCACCAGUGGGUUUGGAAUCCUUGAGAGUAGCUGAUUACCAGCUGCAGGCUUCGUCAUCAUUGAGCAGUGGUUUAGGCCCCCACCGAGGACGCCUCAACAUACAGUCAGGUCUAGAGGAUGGAGAUGAGUAUGAUGGAGCAUGGUGUGCUGAACUAAAGGAUAAAGAGCAGUGGUUGCAGUUUGAUGCUCUCAGACCAACACUAUUCACUGGGGUCAUUCUGCAGGGAAGAAGCUCCAUCUGGAGCUUACACUGGGUUACUCGGUAUAAGGUCCAGUUCAGUAAUGACUCUGUGGAAUGGCAGCCUUGCAAGAAUGGAUCACAAGAAGCAGUGUUUGUUGGGAGUCAGGACCAGGAGACUCCUGUGCUGGCACUUUUUCCUGAACCUACAGUGGCCAAAUACAUUCGCAUCAACCCACAAAGCUGGUUCAGUAAUGGCUCUAUCUGCCUUAGAGCUGAAAUCCUGGGCUGCCCCAUGCCAGAUCCUCACAACCAGUACAUAUCAGAAACAGAGAGAGGUUCUACUGAUAAGUUGGACUUUAGACACCAUAAUUAUGUCGAGAUGAGAAAGUUACUGAAGGCAGUGAAUGAUAUGUGUCCUAAUAUUACACGUAUCUAUACGAUUGGAAAGAGUUACACUGGACUUAAACUCUAUGUCAUGGAGAUUUCAGACAACCCUGGGAAACACGAACUGGGAGAGCCAGAGUUCCGCUAUGUUGCUGGAAUGCAUGGAAACGAGGCUUUGGGCCGGGAACUGGUGUUAAAUCUUAUGCAGUACCUUUGCCUCGAAUACAAACGAGGCAAUCAGCGAGUAGUUCGGCUAGUGAAAAACACACGUAUCCACCUUUUACCAUCCUUCAACCCUGAUGGAUAUGAAGCAGCAUAUGAGAAGGGUUCUGAGCUUUCUGGUUGGGCUUUAGGUCGCUACAGCUAUGAGGGCAUUGACAUGAACCAUAACUUCCCCGACCUCAACAGCAUCAUGUGGGAUGCUCAGGAACUGGCAACAGAUAAAAAAAAAGUCAGCAACCACUACAUCCCUAUGCCAGAGUACUACACCUCAACUGAAGCAACAGUUGCUCCAGAGACACGAGCUGUAAUAAAUUGGAUGCAGCAUAUUCCCUUUGUUUUGAGUGCAAAUCUGCAUGGAGGAGAGCUGGUGGUCACUUACCCGUUCGACUGCACAAGAGACUGGAUCCCCCGCGAGGACACACCUACUGCAGAUAAUGAAUUCUUUCGCUGGCUGGCAGCUGUUUACGCCUCCAGCAAUCUGGUGAUGUCCAACCCUGACCGCCGAAUGUGUCAUUUUGAGGACUUCCAGCGUUACAACAAUAUUAUUAAUGGAGCUGAUUGGCAUACUGUCCCAGGAAGCAUGAACGACUUCAGCUACUUGCACACUAAUUGCUUUGAGGUGACUGUAGAGUUGUCAUGUGAUAAAUUCCCUCAUGCAACUGAGCUUCCUGUUGAAUGGGAGAAUAACAAGGAGUCUCUUCUACUCUACAUGGAGCAGGUGCACAGAGGCAUAAAAGGUGUGAUCAGAGAUAAAGACACUAAACAUGGUAUUGCAAAUGCUAUUGUUAAAGUUGAGGACCUGAACCAUGACAUUAGAUCAGCUGCUGAUGGCGAUUACUGGCGCCUGUUGAACCCUGGUGAGUAUAAGGUGGUUGUGUGGGCAGAGGGCUACUUCCCAGCAAUGCGUCACUGCUCUGUAGGUUCAGAGCCACAGGCCACCAUCUGUGACUUCAACCUUGUUAGAACACCCCAAGAGCGCAUCAAACAGAUCCUGGCCAAAGGUGGGAAGAUCCCCCGGGACGAGCAGCUCCACAUCAGAGCCAUGCGAAUGCGUAAACUUAGAGUCAGCACCAAAAUUCUGAACCGCCGGCGUGAGCAACAGCUGCGACGUUCCAAAGUCAAAAGAGACUGAAUGGAAUGCUGGAAAAUCGCAAAAGACAGAGACAAGCCAAUCCCUCCUCACACACUGUGAUCAUGUUUAGAUAGAAGGAAAGUAGAAAGUCGUAACCUAUGAAGUUGCGGGUCAUGCGGCAUUUCCAACAUGCAGCAUUCGGGGGUCUUAACUCACGGGCUUGUUUAUAUUUGACAUUUUUAACUGGGCAAAAAGAACCCAAGUAUUUUUUCUUUUAAAAGGUUCACUUUAAAAGGUGUUCACUAUUCAAUUUCUGUCUCAUCUCUGCUCUGCUCUUAAACACUGAAUGUUUUUAUAAAUAAUACGAGUGUGAAGAACUCCCCGGUGAAAAUGGUAUGGUGUAGCUGGUUUUCUACACCCAUAGCCACAUGUAACAAAUUAGACCAUUUAUUAUUCAUUUUAAUAAAAAAAACCUUCUUUAAAA
Molecule: messenger RNA, 2515 nt
Organism: Silurus meridionalis
Lineage: Eukaryota; Metazoa; Chordata; Actinopteri; Siluriformes; Siluridae
Gene: cpxm1a
Product: carboxypeptidase X (M14 family), member 1a
Exons: 14
Coding region: 1-2091 (696 amino acids)
Biological process (GO): proteolysis
Molecular function (GO): zinc ion binding; metallocarboxypeptidase activity
Source: RefSeq, a predicted model, not a curated record